GAUGUACACAGGGCGGCCUGCUGAGUCUGGGUGCAGCCCAGAAAACACUUAACGCCCAUAGUUGGUUGUCUGUUUUGUGGUUUUGUUAUGUAAUAUUGCAGGAAGGUAGAAGAGCUGGUUGUGGCAGGGGGUGUUUGGAUGGUUUAUACAGACUAUCAUCCUGUUCUCAUGUGGUACAACAAUAUAAAGCUUCUUUCUUGUGUACAUCUUUUGUUUGCUGGGAACAAAACCAUCGGCACAGUUGAUAAGAGCAAGAGAGAUUAAUAUUCAAAUGACUAUUAAAUAUUGCAGUAUUAAUUAUUGAUUUAUCUGUGCACAUCUUUUUUGUUUUUUUUGUUUUUUGCCCUUGUAAUUUUUGCUCUUCCCCUUGUAAUGGCAUCUCUGCAGAAGAGCUGGACAAUAAGGUUGUCCAGUAGAUGAAUUCCCCUAGAGCAGUCGGUCAAUCACAUGAAACUAUUACAACAAACAGCAACAAUGUCAAUUUCUGAUGUUAAAUUUACAGCCGACCAUUGGCUUGGUGUGUUCUGGGCUUAAGACCUUUUCUUCAUCAAGAUAUUUUUAUGGAAUCUGAGAGCUCUCUGACCCUCCAUAGACAGCAAUGAUAUUACCACAAUCAAUGCACAGAAACCUAGCAAGGACAUCAGUAAAAUAGUCCAUGUGACAUCAGGGGUUCAACCUUAAUUUUACAAAGCAACAAGAUUACUUCUUGUGUGCAAAGAAAACAAUAAUAACAUAAUUUAUUCAGCAAUUCUUCUCCCCGAGUUUCCGUCUUCAGCCAUUUUGGAGAGUACCCCACAACAUAAUCAACGUAAUGAGCGUUGUUUACAUUCAGUAUGCAUGUGCUGUCUACUGCAUGUAAACGGCGCUCAUUAUGUAAAAAAAUUUAAAUUAAAAAAAUUGUAUUAAAAUUAAAAUUCUUCAUGUAGCCAAAAAUACAUCCAAGAACCAAAUCAGAAUGGUAUUGAAAUUGUGAAUUGAAAUUUGAAUUGUAUUGGGACAUUUGUAUCUUAAUUUAGCCCUAAUAAAGAGAUUUUAAUUAAAAAUGAAACUUGCAAGUUACAAGAAUUUAUAAAAAAGCUUUUAAAAAUUGUCUUAAGAACCAUUCCUUCCUCCAUUCUACCACCCUGCGUCAAGCUGCGUUUAAAGCUGCGUUUUUGUGUAUAAGGGGAAAAAAAAGUGAAUGCAUUUUUUUUUUUUUUUUUUGUAAAGUUGAACUUAUUUAAACUUGAGUGUUGCAUUUUUAGAACGGCUUCAAAACACUGAGCACAACAUCAAAGACGUCGGUCUCGCGCUUGUUUACAUAGAAAAACAACGGAAAAGUAGCACAGCGAAAUUAAAAAUCACAUUUUAUGUGAACAGCCCCUUAUGAGUGUGGUGCAAUAGAUGUGGUUCAAUAGGUAGUAAAUGGCCUAAUUUGUUCAUCACCGACAGGGUCUUGUUGAAAUUUCCUGUUGACAUUUAAUCAGGGUCGUUUUGUUUUGUAGUGUUGUUUGAGCUUAUUCAUGUGUGCAUGUGCAGUAGGUAGUUGUGGAUGCUUUCUUUUGCAGGUGAAGAAAGCUAGAUGGAGAAAAACGUUCUUGCUGAGUUGCGCUUUGCUACUUCCUGUGUUUGGAGGCGUGUGGGUGUGUUGUAGUUUGUACGUGGACUUGGCAAUCUUCCGCUAUGUGUCUGUGGCUUCUUGAUUGCAGUGGCAGAGCGAAAGAAUGAGUUAGAAAGGAAAAGGGAGAGAUGGCAGACGAUCAGCUCUGUGGGCAGGGGUGAUUCACAGCUUACAGUAAAUGUGCGUGAUUCAGAAGGAGUCUCCUUUGAUUGGCAUGGCACAAAAAUGGGCUGGCUCAUGGACUGUUCUUCUCUCCUCCCAGAGUAUUGAUUGGCUCUUAUUUGUGGUCUGAAGGAGUCAUGUGUUCUUCUCAUCUCUGGAGUCCUAGUUAAGAGCAAGACCAGAGCCCUGUUCCAAUUUCUAGCAAACUUACUUCCUAGAUCAUAUUUUUAGGAAUCAUAGGCACUCAACGAAGACUCUUUUUUUGUAGUGAAGCAAAACCACACAAUCACAGUCAGUGUAGUCUGAUUGCGAACAAAUGACUCGUGUGGGCUCCUUUUAUAGUGAAUCAAAACAAUACAGUGUGACUAGUGUAGUCCAAUUCAUAAAUGAGUGAAUCUUUUGAGUCAGUUCUUUUUUUAGAAUCAACCACUUAUCGUACUGUGAGACCUAAAUCAGUAUAGUUACUGCCUGGUUGUUCACAUAGCAGUGUGUCAUUUAAAGAUACAGUUUUGUCAGUAAUAUUUAUGAAAAUAAUUGAAUAAAGUUACUACUUUUUUGUGUAGUGUUUUUGUUUAAUACAUAACCUAAUGAAAAACUAAAGUCAUCAAGAAAUCUGUAAAUAAAGACACCUUUUGAAGACGCCAUUUAUUUUUGUAAUUUCAUUAUUUAGUAAUGCAGUGACAUUUCUUUUUCCCUAAUAAUUGUUCCUCAAAGAACUACUAGCUGAUAAUGGAGCCGUUAAGGAAGUGGAAUCUUUAAAAUCCUUGUGAUUAGCAUCCCUAAGGGUUAGGGAUCAAUAAUAGCAUUAUUAUUUAAGAUGGCUUAUUUAUGUUAAAACGGCAUUGCAUGUACGGCAGUCCUAAAAUGCAUUUUGAUGGUUUUUAAAAAUCUACAUACACUUGCAUUUAUUUUCAUGCUUCCUUCUCUCUCUCUCUCUCUCUCACACUCCUUGUUGAGUUUGCCUUUGGGUAUGUUUUGAGCCGGCACGUGCACUGAGCUGUGGUUCCACUGGAUGUUACUUAACGUGCAUUGGAAGCCCAACGAGUAAUAAGAGCUCCCAGCUUUCUGUGUGAGUGUGUGUUUUUACAGGAAGCCGCUGGAAUGCAGCCGAAUGGCCCACAGCUCUGCUUUAAGCCAGCAGCAGCAACAGCACAGAGGCUGUAUUCAUUUAGCUUGUCUCUUUUCCCCCCGUCUUUCCUACAGUUGUCACAUGGAUAUCUAAUGUAAAACAGCCCAAGGGACAGAAACACUUUGCCUCCCAUCUUCAGAACCUGUAGGAGACGAUACUUUUUUACUUUUGCGUGGCCUGAUGACCCAUUUCCAUGCGUCUGUGUAUAUAUCAGAUUACAACUUAAAUUAAUGAUGAUGUGUGCUAUUUUCUAUGUGCUAUUUUGUGUCAUUCUUCUGUGUAAAAAUAGAGGAGAAUUCUAGAACAGCUAUACAUACUAUACUGUUCAAAAGUUUGGGGUCAGUAAGAAUUUUUAUGGAAAGUAUUAUGUUUAUUUAGCAAGGAUACAUUAAAUUGAUCAAAAGUGAUGGUGAAAAACAUUUAUAAUUUUUAAUGUUAAAAUGUUACAAUACAUACAAUAUUUUUUCAAAUAAAUUCUGUUCUUUUUCUCUUUUUUUCAGUAUCCUGAAAAAAGUGGUUUUCCACAAAAACUUUAGAAAGCACAACUGUUUUCAACAUUAAUAAUAAGAAAUGUGUCUUGAGCACCAAAUCAGCAUUUUCUAACAAUAGAUGAUUAUUAUUAGAAUGUCAAAACAACAUUUUAUGGCGAUUGGUUACAAUUAAAGUCAAGUCAAUUAAGGCCAGUCAGUUUUCUCAGUGGCCAUAUUUAUAAGCACAAACUUGCAGCUUGGCCAUGCAAGUGCAUGUGCGUUCAAAAUCUAAACAAACUGUAAGGCAGGAAUAUUGUCAUAUUGAGUGUUGUGAUUUCUUUCAUUCAUAAACGUAGCAGUGGAGCAUCUCCGUGUUAUAAAGUCUCUUAUCACAUCAUUUCUGUCCUUGUGGUGUGAUUCAUCAGACAGCAGUUUGCGUCAGCAGUAUUCAGUGUCUUUCAGUCCAGGGCAGCUCUCGGUAUGCCGGAUUGGAGUAUUAGAGGUUUUAGGGGGCAUCCUUUCAAACGGCUAGUCUGAGCAUAUCUGAAUACAGUUGUUAUUUUGCUGUUUGUUGAUGCUAGAGGCACAUGCAUUACACACUUCACCUAAGGUCUAGUGUAUUUGUUUCUGCAUGUCGUUUUGAGGUUUACAUUUCUCAGUAUGGCCAGCUGCUCUGUGGAGUGCAUUACAACUUCCAGGCCUGCUGUUGCAGGGGAAUUAUCAGCUCAUUAUGGGCCUGUUUGCCUCAGUGAGUCCUGUAUUCUCUUCCCCCGAGCCGCCAAACAGACCUGAGUGCUGGCACUGGUCCCAGCCACAAAAACUUUUACUCUUUCUCUUUUCCUGUCACACCCACACACACUUGCAUGCAUCCUAUCAACGCCAACACUGCUGUGACCAGGAAGUAAAGUUGACCGGGCUGAAAGGGAAUAAUAAUGAGGACUUCUCAAAGUACAAUGGCGUGAAGCCUCUCUCUUUUCCCAAAGUAAGAAAAAAAGAUUAGUUUCCUUCAAGCCAAAAUGGCUAACUUUCAUUUUCUUUGGUUUGCAGAUACAGGCAUUGAGAUCCAGAAAAUAGGAUUUGUCAGCAAACUAUAACAAUAACAUGCUCUAUUUAUGCUAUUUUUUAUCAAUUGUUGGGUUCUUAUGCCUGUUUUAGUUCUGCUAUCAUCUGUUGAAGUCGCCCCCUGCUGUCCAGUGCAGGUGGUGGCCCAGUGUCUGCCUGUUCCUGAUGUCACAUCCUGCCCUGAAUGAGUGGGAGCGUGGUGUAAUACUUCAAGACUGAUGGUUGUUGCAUAAGACCCUCAUGUAUGCUGGCUCCUCCCCGCAUUCUCCCACCAAGCGUCUUUGCAAUUGACAAACGGCAACAUCAGCAAAGUCCCCUGUUCUUCGCCCCAUGGUAACACUGCUGUUUAUUUGUACAUGAAUGCAUAUACAAACAUAGGCAGCAUAUGGUGCUGUUCUCUUGGAUAUAGUUUAGGCUUUUAUUCAUACAGGAUACGUUUUGUUUUUUUAAGUUGAAACAGUGAGGCGGAUUGCAGUGGUAAGAAAUAGAAAGCAGGGGUUGAGAGACUUGAGACUUAUGUCUGAAAAACUAGUAAAAUGCAUUGCAAUAUUUAACUCUGCAUUAUCAUAACUAAAUGUCUCCUAUUGUUAUUUUUAAAUCUUUUGAGAAAUAUAUAAUUAAAAGUUGAGCCAAAAGAGAAAGAGGUGCAGAUCUAAACAUUCCAAUGUAUUUAGCUGUGCUAAUCUUAAAUGUCUAAAAAGCAUUUGUUAAUUGAAAUUCAGCUGAAAUAAAAUAAGUGUUAUAUAAACAUAAAUGAAAUAAUUAGAAACGUUGCCUUGGCAACUAACUAAAAGCUUCUAAAUAACUGAAAUAAUAUGCUCUGAAAUUACUGAAAUAAAAAUAAGACACGUAAAAGAAAAAUUUAAAAACCAAAACUAAGGUAAAUGGAAAAAUGUUUCAAAGGCUUAUUAAAUUAAAACAAGCUUAAAAUAUAAAAAUACAAGCUAUUUUUUUAAUAUUAAAAACUAUAUAUAUAUAUGCGGUGUCAACAUUAAUGCAUGCGAUUAAUCAAACAAUUUUAACGCGUUAAUAUUUUUUUAACGCAAAAUAAUCGCUUGAUAAGGUUUGACCUCAACUUCUUCCCGUUAUCACAGUGCGGAAGGUUAUCUAUCAUUGUGUGAUAAGAGUACAGAGAACCAGUGUUGCCAGGGUAACGGCACAAGUGGGCGAUUUUGAAAAUACAGUCGCGGGAAAAAUUACAGAGCCGUGGUUUGCGGUUUUUUGGGCUACUUUUAUAAUGUACCGCGACCGCCCAAAGUGUAUAUAGACAAAUAAAAAUUAAAAUAGAUCCUUUUACUAAUGUGUAUUAUAUUUGGAAUGUGUCCCUGGUAACUUAAGAACAGAGAGGUGGUUGUAACAUCACAAACAAAGUGAGUUUCAGCAGAGCAUACAUGUUAAGGCUUUUACACAGCAGAAAUAAAUAUAAGAAAUUAUAUUAGAUAAACACACGAUUACGAUAGGAUAUAUCUGUAUGUGAUUAUUUUUUUUUUUUUUCAGGAAUGUGUACAUCUGAAAUGCUAAUUUGUGCAGCAUAUAAAAGGCUAUAAAUAGCAUAUUUUAACAACAGUAAACGACCAAAUUCCACACGUGAUCGCAAAAGGAAGUUAUUACAAACACUCGAUGGUGGUUUGAAGUGAGUUCUGAGUAAAAUUGUACUAUUAAUCUUAUAAAUUGUGUUAUGUAGCAUGAUGCUAAUAUUAGCUCUAAUGCAGCUGCAGAACAGGUUCAAUUCUUCUUCAUAAUGCAUUUUGUCAUAAUACUUUACGUAGGGUCGCAAAAAAUGUUUUGUUGUAUUUAUUUAGAAAUACUUUUGGUAAUAGUUGGGUAAAUGUAUACUGGGAUUGAAGCGAUGUGGCUUGGUAAACGUUUUAUUGCCAGUAUAAAGGCUGAUAAUGUCUGAAUAAAAACAAACAAAAGAAUAAGGAUUAUGUAUCAUACCUGGCGGAAGUAUGAAAGGUUCUGUUUCCUUAAACUAGUUUCAUGCAUUUCUUUUUCAACAUAUUUACAGGUAAAUCCUAGUAUUUUAAAUUUGUGAUUAAUCAUGAUUAAUCACAGUCCACGACUGUGAUUAACGCAAUUCAAUUUUUAAUCGAUUGACAGCACUAAUUAUAUACAGUAACGUUUCUAGGCAUAGGCAAGCUAGGCGGUCGCCUAGAGCGCAACCAGCUGAAGGGGGCGCCAAUGAGCGCAAUUACUGCCCCUACAUUUUAACAGGUUUGUGAACAAGAGUGGCACGGACACCCUGAAAUAUCAUUGCCGCCCCCACUGGAUCCCCCAACAUCAUUGGGCUAGAGCACUGUCAUUCUGAUGAUGCCUGUAUGCCAUUGGAUCAGAGCGCUGUCAAUUGCUGCCUCUGAUUGUUGCAUGCAAAGUUUGCAUUUGGAUUUGGAGCGCUCAACAAUGCCAUUAGAUCAAUGGGUUCUGUCCGUGUUUUGGCAAGGUAAGGCUUUUUUUGCCAUGCAAGUUCAAAGGCCAAUUUAAAAUAUUGGUACAUAAAAAGUGCACAAAAUCAGUAUUUUUAGGCAGUAUUUGUGGCAGUCAAGAAAUCAUGUUUCAUGUGAAACUGGUCUAAAAGGUGUGUGUUUUUGCGCCAAUGCAUUGUUAAAGGUUCAGUGUGUCGUGUAAUAUUCCCUUAUAAGACUUUUACAGCCAAUUUAAAAAUAUUGGUGUAGUAAAAUUCGCUAAUUCACAAGAUCAAUACAUAGGCUACUUUAUUAAACCGCUUUGUCAAAUUUAAUGCAUUCUGUCGAAAUGCUGAAUCAAUUCAUUAAAAAAAAAAAAAUCAUUUGCUUCCAACAGCGCUUAAAAGGAGAAGCGUCAUACAUAUAGAGGGCAGAGCGUCGCAUUAUUUAACACGUCAAUGAGUAAUAAAAGAACUACUAGCUGCAUUCAGAUUAUUUUUAUCACUGAUCAGGCUUUUAUAGGCCUAUGUAGUUUGGGGUAACAAAGGGUUUUAUAGGUUUGACUGAAAUAAUAAUGUAAUAACUGACACAACAACAACAAAACAACUGAAAAAAAAAAAACAGAUAUAGUCAAAAAGUAGCCAUUGAUAAUAUAAACGUAUCCAGAUGUAAAAACAAUUGUGUGAUGACAAUUUCUUAGCAACUAUAGGGUCAUUCAGAGCUAUUCUAUUACAUAGAGCUAUUCAGGCAUCCAGUGGCUAUAAUGGUAUAUCGCAGAUAAUAAACUGUGCAAAAUGUUUUAUCUUAACAGUCAAUUUACAAAUAGGCCUAAUGCGUUCAGAUUUGUGGAACUCACAAUGCGCUGAAUUUACACAAAUUAGUGACGUUACUAUGACAACCAAUUUGAAUGUGACAAGAAACUCUUGUCUGAAAAAGAAAUUUUAUAUAUAAUUAUAAUAGGGAUUUCGCCUGUGUGUGCAUAUGUGUGUGUGUAUAAUAUAUGCUUAUAGUUUUUAUAUAUAUAAUAUACAUAUAUAAUACUAAAACAACACUGGUUCAAAUUAGCGAUGGGCAUUUCAAGCAAAAAUAAUAUUUGAAGAUAGCUGGGAAUUAUUUGAUUAUUAUUUGAAAAUUGCUCCCCUGCAUGCACGCACACAGGUAUAGGCUAUACACCCAUAACAGAGAGGGACUGUGACCAUGCACACUUUUUUCAUUAGGGGAUAGGCUAUCUUAACUCAAGCCAUAUAAUGAUUGUAACAUGCUGAAACACAUCAAUAGCCUAUAAUAAACAUAACCGAAUGACAACUUGUUUACAUAAGUCUGUCGAUUUAGCAUAAAUCAACUGCUCAUGAGGCUAAGACAUUUCCAUUUAAAAAAAUGGAACCCCUAAAUGGAAUAAAUAGGAGAUGGGAGGAAAAAAUAUAGCCUAUUUCAAUACUUUCUCUCGCAAUUAUAUCGUUAGGUAAUUAUACUGUAUAUAAAUUGCGGGCAUCAGGGAGCCAUUAUUAAUAUGCAGGGCAAUGAAAUCUCUUUUGAAUACGCGCUUGCUUUACUUUCACUUUCGAGAUUCGCGACCACACGUACUGUGUGAAUACUAUGGAGCGGCAGUACUUGCCACACAUUUUACAAGAUUAGAUUUUUUUGAGUGGUGCUCAGGAUCUGCAAAUCAUUCAUUCAUUGUCAUCUCUGCUUACUCUGUUUAUGUGGUAAGUGAACUUUUAUGUACUGUAUUGUAACAGGCUACCGCUAGCAAGCGGCUAACCAUGUCUUUAGUGUCUCCGUAGAACGUACUAUUCGUUUUCCGUGCCUUCCGGAAUUCAGCACACCUCUAACCCAAUCAGGUGUGUUUGCUGUCCACACCGAACUCUUAUUUGACAUCGUUCCCAAGUUACCGUAACUACUAUAUGCCACGCAAGUCUACAGUGUGCGCAUGUGACAAUGUGUUCUUCUGUUGUCUUUGACAGUUUUAGGUUGGUAGCGCCACCCUCAGCUUACAUGAGUGCGUCACCACUGCAUCAGCACUGAAAACAUGGGGACAUUUUUUAGACAAUAAUUGCUCAACCUAUUCGAUAUUCAAUUAUUAAAUCAACUGAUCGAAUAUUCAAAAAUCGUGACCCAUCCCUAGUUCAAACAUGUUUAGUGCAUGUUUUUAUAGACCGAAAAUUGAAUAAUAGUGAAGAUGCCAUUUUUAUAAGACAUGAAUAGAGUAGUUUUAGGUAAUUUUAUUAUUGGGUGAAUUAUUACACACAUACACCCUUGAUAUGUUCAGUUGAAUUUGAGAUUAGCACAACUAACUUUUUAAUUGUAUAUUUCUCACAAUCUUUAAAAAUAACAAUGGUUGUAAAGGAUGUUCUUCAGUGUUUACAAGCAAAUUCUGCUGUUUUAGAUAGAAAUCUGAGUACAGUUGAUGUCGCUGUGUUCUUGGAUGUUUGUAGUGGUCAAUAUUCACUGGGCAUAAAUUGGUCCAGCAUUCGUCUGGACUAAUUUGUCUCCAACAAGGGAUGGUAAACUCCUUCGUGCUGCCUGUACAGUACUCUGGCACUCUGACUCUUAGGCUGAUGAUACACUGGGCAACUUUUUGAGCAACGUUGCCGGGCAACUCUUGUUAAUGUUGCCGUCAACGGGCAACCAGGUGAGGCACAGGGCCCACGACCGAUCUAAAGUAUCCAGAUAGAAAUUUGUUACCCAUUUCCAAGAAACAUUCCUCAAAAAAAAGUUGCCCCGUGUAUCUGCUGCCUUGGUACGAGUUACUACAGAAAGACACAAACGAAACCAACCAGUAACUGUUUAGGUAGUGAAACCCAAAGCCAGCAUUUAGAUUUACUUGUUUGAAGUUUUCAUAAAAGGGUCAUUUGCAGGCAAGGGAAUAAUCAAUAAUGAGGCUUUGAUUACAUCAUUGCAUAUUUGGCUGGAAAAAGCUGGCUUUGAGUUGGAGUAUAAUAAGAGUCUGUUCUCUUUGGACUUUGGUGUAUUGUGUGUAUGGGAGGCGCUGGGAUCAUUUGUAAACAAUGCCUUCCUUGAUGCCAAGAGCUAGUGUGCUUUCGUAAGUGUUCAUCUCGUUUUCGGUGUUUCUAUCUCUCCAGUACUGGAGCCAUCCCUUCUUUCCUGCCAGCAUGCAUGCUUUCCGGUCGUCUUUCUCUCUCCUCUGCAUCAUUAAAGCACGGGCACACUCUCCGCAGAUAUUUAGCCCUUGGCCACCUGCCCACCUCCAUGUGAGCCUCAUUUGGUGUGUUUAUCCUGUUUCCCAUUCAGCCAUUGAAGUGUUGUUUUCCUCUAAACUUGGGACCACACCUCUGGUAUGCAGAGCUUCAACUUUACACACCCACUGUACUUUUAAUAUUACAAGAAAACUGUAUCCUCAAAAUCAGCCAGUAUGACAGGGAGCUGUGUGUGUGUUUGUGUAUGCACAGUCCUUGCAGUGCAGCCUAUGCUCUGAGGCUGGCUUGCUUUUGUGCAUCUAUUCAGCUCACUCUAUUGUGAGCAGCGGUGCUAAUUGCAGCCUGAAUGGUCUCGGCUAAAUGUUUUGUGACAGUUUGAAAGCAUGAAAGAGAAGAGGGGCACACAAGAAAAGGAAUACCUCCUUUUUUUUUUUUUUUUUUCUUCCUCCCUCCUAAUGGCACAACGGAAUGCUCUUGGCUUUAACCUUCAACUCCCAUGCAACCCCGUUUCCCCUCCCUCACUAGAGAGUCUCCUCUCCGAAUCAGGAAUAGAGGUAGAUAUAAAUAAAGCCCGGGUGAGGGAAGAGAGAUCGGAUCCUGCCGAAGCUGUGUGGGAUGAACGGGGCGGUCGCUUGCGUUCUGAGCUGCAGCUCCUUGGCAGCAUUUCAAAUAUGAGCCUCAGAAGCCUCGCGAGCAGCAGACAUAUUGUAACAGGGAUGGCCAGCGCUCUGAACGCAGCUUAGCGCUUCUCUCAGGAUGGUCGGGCGACAUCUCUCUUCAGAGCUGCCCCCACAGAGUGGCCUGGCAGCCCAGUAUGAGAAUAUAUCCCCCAAUCGCAGUGCCACUACAGCCUCUACCAACAGCUGCAGCGGCUGGGAUCCACUGAUUAUUGACGAGCGCGAUACGGAGGCGUGGCCUUCCAUUUCAUGCAAAGAAAGCCACGCCCCUGCAGGAUGCCCUUUGGACACUGAAAGUAUCAGUGACAUCAGCAGCAUGAGCAUGGCCACAGGAGCUGGCCAGCAAGGCCAUUUCUCCGCCAAUCACCCCAGCAAAGCCAAUGCCAGCCACUCAGGAGGUCUACUCUCUAGUCAGGGUGGGGCCAGCAGAGGUUGGGGCUCUGGCCCAUCUCCUGCCAGUGGAGGAGAAGGGAAGAAUGAAGUCUCCAGCACAUCAGUGGGAGCCAGGGGUUGGGGCUCCUCUAACUUUAACUUGAACUUAAACCCCAACGCCAACCCCUCUGCCUGGCCAGUUCUGGGACAUGAAGGGACCGGCAUGGGUGGUGGCAGCUCUGGAGGAAGCAACCCUCCUCUUCCUAAUCUCUGUAGCCCACCAGGCACUCUGCCCAGUCAGGGCCCUAGCAGCAGUGGCAGUAUAGGUGGUGCCAAUGGAAAUUCUGCAGGUAAUGGUGGCAGUGGCAAUGGCAGCACCACAUGGGGUAGCAUUGUGCCCAGUGACUCCUCAGAGCCACACUCCACCCCAUCCACGAAUGUGUCUUUCAGCUCCGAACCUCAGAACCUUAACACUGAUGGACCAAAUCACACUAAGCAAGAGCCCAGAAGCCCUGGCCACAGCCUGCCUAACUGGGGGGUUGGACCUGCAGGCAUGGGCUCGUUUGUUAAAAACCAAGGAGGAGCCUCGCAGGUCAACGGGGAUGAAGAACCUGUUUGGGGUAAUGGAGAUGCCAAGUCUGGUAGUGGCUCAAAAGACUCUGGUUGGGACUCAGGGAGCAGCUGGGGACAAGGAGGGGCCUCGGGCACUUCUGGAUGGGGACAAGCUGCCUCAACUGGAGACUGGGGUAAGCAUUCCAACAGUGAGGCCAAAGGAUGGGAUUCCUCAGGCUCUCCCACCCAAGAGCAGCCACUCAACUCUUGGGCCCGUGGGGCCAAUGCCCCAGCCAGCGAGGGAAGCAGUGACAGCAUGGAAUGUCAUCCUCACAGGAGGGUCCGCUCAACAAGAGAUGAGGCUCCCCCUGUUCUGCCUGCCCAGGAUAUGGACCCUCGGGUUCUGUGUAACACAGGCUGGGGUCAAACACCAGUGCGUCAGCACACCGCUUGGGAGACCGAAGAAGCUGCACGCUCCAACUAUAAGAAUGACAUUGGAACUGAAGCUUGGGGCUCGUCCUCAAAUGCAGCCAAUGUAGGACCAACACCAACUUCUGGCAGUGCCAACCCAAACUCUGGCACUACAUCCAGACCUGACUCUGGGGGCAAGAAUGAGGGCCCCUGCCCCAGUACUGGAGCUUCACCUGGAUGGGGCACAGCCAUGCCAUCAUCCCAAGCUAGCUCUGGUUGGGCAGAUCCUACCAGCAACAAGAAACCUUCCAGUGGUCCUGGAAGUUGGGGCAGUAACCCAGCUGGAGGUCAAGGUGGCAACCUGCAGAAAAGUGGUCAGACUUGGGGUUCAGAUGAGAAGUCUCCUACAUGGGAAGACAGUCACGCUAAAGCCAAACCACAGGGCUGGACUGAGGUGCCCAAAACUUCUCAUGGAUGGGGCAAUGGACCUGGUGGAGAAAGCGGAUCUGGAGGAGAAUGGGGUGAACCUGGAGAUGGAAAGAAAAAUGGUCCCUCCAGCUCUACCUGGGAGGGAGAGGGUACCAGCUGGAACGAGAGCUCCAGAGGAUGGGGAAAGCCUGCUCCGGUAGUAGGAGGAAACUGGGGAGAUGCACAACACUCCAGUGUGCCAUCACAAGGAUGGAAUAACAAGCCCCAGGAGGGCACCAAUGGCAAUAGUGGCAGUGGAAGCAUGGGUUCUUGGGGAGGUCCUAACUCUGUAAAGCAGAGUGGCUCUGGAUGGGGAGGAGGAAAUGGUGGAGGUGCUAAACCUGACCACACUGGAGAGCCCACUGGAUGGGAGGAGCCCUCGCCACACUCCAUCCGACGUAAGAUGGAGAUCGAUGACGGUACCUCAGCUUGGGGUGACCCAAGCAGUUACAACAAGGCAGUCAAUCUCUGGGACAGGAAUAACCCUGGGAUGCAAGGCAAACCAGGACCUGGCAAUACCAACAAUGUACCCAACAACCACCAUCAUCAUCAUCCACAUCAUAACCAGCCUCCCAUGCAGACCCACAGCCAUGGAGGGCCAAAUUCAAACAAUAAUCACAUUUCCCCUGAUAACGCUGGCCCACAUCAAACAGGGCCAGCUCACAAUAGAACAACCCUUAUGAAUCCAGGAUGGGGCGAGAUGACAAAUGUCCAUUCAAAACCUGAGCCCUCAUGGGGAGAGACAGCCACCCCUGCAGCAAGUGUGGACAAUGGCACUUCAGCAUGGGGUAAACCCCCAAGUGGCUGGGGUGAUAAUGGCCCUGAGGUCUAUGGUCGAGGCAACGCACCUCCUGGAUCUGCCCCCUGCAAACCUGCCCCCAAAUCUAUGCAAGAUGGCUGGGGUGGUGGAGAGGACAUGGGCCUGUCUGCAGGGCAGUGGGAGCAGGAUGAGGGCGACAUGUGGAACAGCACUGCAUCUCAAGAGAGCAACUCCUCCUGCAGCUCCUGGGGUAACCCACCCAAAAAGGGCCCACCAAAGGGAAAAGUCCCAAACAAACAGGAUGAUACUUGGAUAAUGAAUCGUCUCAUCAAGCAGCUGACUGACAUGGGCUUCCCUAGAGACCCUGCAGAAGAGGCUCUCAAGAGCAACAACAUGAACUUGGAUCAGGCCAUGAGCGCCCUGUUGGAGAAGAAGACCGAACUAGAUAAACGGGGGAUGGGAAUCUCUGACUACAACAACGGCCUAGUCAGUAAACCAAUGGGCUGCAGGCCUUCAGUCAUCUCCAAAGAAUCCUCCUCAGAUCGUCCCCCCUUCUUGGACAAGGAUGCUGGGCUAGCAGAUGAUGCCCAAACCUCACCGUUUAUGCCUUCUCCGAGCCUGAAGCUCCCAUUGGGUAGUGCUGCACUCCCUGGCCAGAGCCUUGGAGUUGCGAUGCAGAACUUGAACAACAGACAGAUGCAGAGUGGAGUGUUUGGUAGUAGCGGAGCAGCACAAGCCCGGGCCCUGCAGCAGCAGCCUCCUCCCCAGCCGUCAGUGCCACCUCUCAACUCGUCCCAGCCUAGUCUACGCGCUCAAGUGCCUCAGUUUUUCAGCCCUCAGGUUCAAGCACAGCUUUUACAGUUUGCAGCAAAAAACAUUGGUCUCAACCCUGCACUUUUAACCUCACCAAUAAACCCUCAGCAUAUGACCCUGUUGAACCAACUUUAUCAGCUGCAACUGGCGUACCAGCGUUUACAAAUUCAGCAGCAGAUGUUGCAGGCACAGCGCAGUGUUUCUGGCCCCAUCCGACAGCAAGAGCAGCAAGUUGCACGUACAAUCAAUAACAUGCAGCAACAGAUCCAGCAGCACCAGCGGCAGCUGGCUCAGGCUCUGCUGAUAAAACAACAACAGCAGCAGCAGCCACCCACCUCACACCCGGGCCUGCAUCCCAGCGCAGGCAAAUCAGCUCUGGACUCGUUUCCAGCCCAUCCCCAGGCCUCCAGCCUCUCUGUUUCCGACCUUCAGACCAAAGAGCCACAGUCUUCUCCAAACUCCUUCUCACCCUACCCUAUUUCUGGAUUGAACCCUAACAUGAAUGUAAACUGCAUGGAUGUGGGUGGCCUGUCCAUUAAGGACUCUCCUCAGCCUCAGUCACGCCUGUCACAGUGGACACACCCAAACUCCAUGGAGAACCUCUCUGGCAACUCCUCUCCAAUGGAGGCCAACUUCAGCAAGCAUGGUGCCAUCUCUGCAGGCCCCAGUCUGGGUCCCCCAAGUAAACCCCCGCUUGAUGACUCCUACAGUCCCUACAAUCUGAUUCCCAGCUCCGAGUCUCCUGCCAGCCCCCUGGCACCUCAUGAUAGCUGGGGUCAGGGGAAGAACACCAAUGACAAGAUCUCCAAUGGGACCAAUGUUAACUGGCCUCCAGAGUUUUGUCCAGGAGUGCCCUGGAAAGGACUGCAGAAUAUUGACCCUGAGACUGACCCCAAUGUGACCCCAGGGAGCGUUCCCAGUGGGCCCACCAUCAAUACCAAUAUUCAGGAUGUGAACCGCUACCUGCUGAGAGACAGAAGUGGAGGUUCCACCCCAACUCCCUCACAGGGCGAGGCUCUGCCUCCCUCCAGCGAUUGGGCAGUCUCUAGCUCUUUCAGUCUGUCCUCCCCUGAGGCAGACAGCACAGGAAAGCUGUCUGACAUGAAGUCCACUUGGUCUUCGGGGCCCAUAUCGCACACCCAGGCUUCUCUCUCACACGAGCUUUGGAAAGUCCCACAAGGACCCCGAAACACAACGGCUCCGACACGGCCGCCUCCAGGCCUGACAAACACCAAGCCCUCGUCCACAUGGGGCGGAAACACCCUGGGCCUGGUGGCUGGCUGGAGCAGCUCCUACUCUUCAGUAGGUACCACAUGGAGUACAGACAGCUCCAGCAGGAGCACUAGCUGGUUGGUUCUGAGAAACCUCACUCCACAGAUUGAUGGUUCAACACUGCGGACACUGUGCAUGCAACACGGCCCGCUCAUCACAUUCCAUCUCAACCUGACACAGGGCAACGCCGUGGUGCGCUACAGUUCUAAAGAGGAGGCUGCCAAAGCCCAAAAAUCCCUACACAUGUGUGUUCUGGGAAACACCACUAUACUGGCAGAGUUUGCUGGAGAAGAGGAGGUGAACCGCUUCUUUGCACAGGGUCAGUCCCUCACGCCCACCACCAGCUGGCAGGCCAACCCCGGCACCAAUCAAACACGGCUGGGGGGCGGAGGGACGGCGGCCACACACCCCAUCGGCCACUGGAACAGCAGCAGUCUGGGAGGAGGAGGAGCGGGCGGGACGGGGUCCGGCAGUAAGGCGAGCAACGAGCUGCUGUGGGGGGGUGUACCGCAGUACUCCAGCCUGUGGGGGCCGCCCAGCGCCGAGGAUGGCCGAGUGGUGGGCAGCCCCACCCAAAUCAAUACGCUGCUUCCUGGAGACCUGCUGAGCGGAGAGUCCAUGUGAGAGCGCCAAGCGCUCGAACCCCCGAACCGCAGCGAAAUAUGAAACUUAACGAGCAAAAACCAAGCAAAUCAUUUGGCGAUAAUCAACGUCAGUGGAACUGUGAAAAACCAAGAGACAGGAGGCUGAGGCCACACUUGCAAAGAGGCUGCUGACCUUCUUCCUCUACUUUUUUGUUUUGUUUUGCGUCUCUUCAUCUGUGUUAUUUUGAGCAUUAGGCUUGGGUUACAGUAUUCUAUAGACUUCUUACGAAGAACCGUAACUAAAAGAGAAGUGAACCUUUACCGAGACUUUUCUCUAAUAACUGAUACCAGUGUGAAAGUGUAUUUUACUACAAACCGACGAGACAAGCUGCCAUUUUUUUAAAUUCCUCUGGCACGAGCACAUCCUGUCAGCCCAAUCACAGCAUAUCGCCCUCCCCCCGAACAAAACGUGCGUCAUUCCAAACCGACUUCCCCUACUCCCUGUCUUUUAGACUGGAUCCAUGGCUUUUUUCAGUUGUCCUUGGGAUUGUUUGAAUUAACAGCACUAAACUUUAGCCUUAACUGCUGAUCAGUCCCACUCCAUUUGUACUCUGAAGAAACUCAUCUUGAGAAUUGCACAUUUUCUCAUUUCUGAGCCAGGAAACUGUCAUGGUUUCGAUCUCAGCCGCAACGUACGUGCAUUCGUCCUUCCUGUUUGACCCCUCUGCACAUUUGAGGCAUUUAUUCUUAAGCUGAGAGGACACGUGGACAGCUGAGGAAUAUAUUUAACCACUGCUCACAAAAAACUGUACAGGAAACACUUUUUCAGAUGGACUACUUUCUUUUCUCUCUUUCAUUUUUCUAAACGACCUCGGUCUCGCUCUCAAAAAAACAAACAUAACCCCUCAAUGUCGUUUGUCUGAAGUGCAAUAUAUGCCACAGACUCUUCCGUCCAUCUUUACGCAGUGCUUUUUUUUGCCGGUGAAACGGUAGGAGCUCGCCUGGGGACGGGGGGGGAAUCAAAGACUCAUCUCCUGCCGUGUCCACCAAGCGUGGAACUGAACAGAAGAGGACUCUCUCAGUGUGUAAGCCCAUGGUGAUGAAACAUUCACAAGCACUUCCUCUACACACUCAAGGACAAGUGUGACUACAGGGGCAACAGGGGCUUCAAACCAAAUAAGAGGUGUUUCUUGUAACCCAGUAGACAAAGUGCAUUUUUUUUCGUUGUUGUAUUUGGUACAAAAGUAUGGAACAAAGAAGGCAUGGUUUCUUCAUAGCACUUAGCAAGAGCGUCAAGCUCCGACUUCAAUGCCAACAAAUUACACAUGGACGUGUGAAACUGACAAAAAGCAACGAUGAAAAGCAAUCUACCGAACUUCUCCUCCAUACUCUAAACGGAUUUUGCCGUUUCUUUUCUUCUUCAUCCUCAUCUUUCCACGGCCUUUCGACUUUGAAGUCAGACAUUUCGAAAAUGGUAGCAAAAUGAAGGGAUGUCUGAUGAGGAAGAAAAAAAAACAAAAAAAAAACACCACCACAAGACUGAAGCGUUCGUGUUUUUUUGUUGUUUUUUCUUCCUUUUGUUUUUUCUUUAAGAUGAUAUAUAUCAAAGUAAAUAUCACUGUUACAGUACUCCAAAAUCAUUAGCCUUUUUGUCUGGAGAUGCUAGACGUGUUGUAAUGUUUCUAAUGGAUUCUGUGGGGCCCCUUGCCCUGGCGGCCCCGCCUACCUGUAUGAUAAGUGUGGCCAUUGAGUGCCUAUCUGCUGUGGCGCCUCAGGUGCCCACACUCUGACUUUUGACCCGCUGUGCCAGGCCGGCGCACCAGAUGCCAGAACGGACCCGCCUGGGGCCGGAGCAGUGGCUCCUUCAGACCUGGCCAAUCAGUACGUACUACUACUGCGCCAGCACUCGACCUCGUCUCAACUUCACUCUCAUAGACUCUCUUUCUCCCUCUCAUGCAAAGAUCACUUUAGCUGGAAGUGGACAGGUUCGUUUUAUGUACUUUUUACGAUCGAUUGGGUUUUUCCCUUCUGGAAUUGCCAGUGUUGUUUUUGUUUUUUUUUGUUUUUUGGUCAACAUUGCUGUUGUUAUCGUCGUUGCUGUUGUUGAUGUUAUAUCGUUAUUUUGCGCUUUUUCGGUUUAUGUGUGUGUCAAUGCAGUGGUCUCUAUGGUAGCUGCUCUCACCAGCCCCUCUUGCUGCGUAUAUGCAGAAACACUCUGAUUAAGAGGCACACCUCAGCGUAAACGGCGGCGCCGAUUGAUCCGGAAUCACUCGUAGUGAUGGAAAUGGGUUGUUUUGAGGACAGAGCGCACGUAGUGGCGAAACGAAGUGUAGGUCGAUGGUGCUCAGUUUGUCUUCUGCCUCUCCUCUGCACUUUCCUCCGCUCCGGUGUCGCAGCCCCGCCAGGCCACACACUCACACUGGUGCUUACGACAAAGGGCAGGCAGAGUACACUACUUUACCUGGUCGCCUCUUCUCACAGUAAUAAAAGCAAAUGAUAACGGAGACUCUGUUCUCCACUUCUAUGCAAAGACCGACCGAGAGGUGCAGUUCACGGCCUUCAAUCUGUAGUUCUCUCCAAGCCCACUCUUCAGCUCACCAGGUGAUUGUGAGAAGGCAGCUUCCUUACGGUGUGGCCUAAAGUAAGAAACCGGCCCGAUGACCAGGCCCUCACUGUUUACUCUCUGAAUGAUCUCUUACAUUAUGUACAUGCAGUCUCAGGGCAGCCUCAGAGAACCCCAAACUGUUUUAUCGUUACGAGGAGGGCGCUAUUGCAUUAUCCGAUGUGGCUUUAAAGAUGCUAAAUGGGUGGGCGAGUGGACUCGGAGAAGGAUUCGCAGGAAGUCCCUCUGUUUUUUUGUUUUUUUUCUAGAUUCUAAUGUACCUAUUCUCAAUCGUAGACCAUGAAUCUAUCAGAGUGGAGCAACUUCUUUCUUGAAAUUUGUUUGGAUGUUUGGUUUUGAAAAGAGCACAUGGAGAUGGAGAGGUAGAAUGCAGGUUGGCACCAAGACAGACGGGUAGCACCUUGUCCCGGGUAUCAAAUAUAUACGUCUGGGAGGACUGCUGAGAAUUAAACAGGGAAUCCAGAAUGUUUAGGUGCACUGUAGAUGGUUCACAUUUGGGUACAUCUUUUCUUUUUUUUUAAAAACCAAAAAAAGGUUUUUGUCUGAUUAUUAUUAUUAUUAAUAUUGUUGAAAAAGGAAACUUUAAUUCUGUACACUCUUGACUGAAGUGCUUCUCUCUACAAGCCUUUGACGCCCUGAAGUGGCGGACAGAUGACUCUGGGGUUGCUGUAUUGAUGGUAUUAAAUUCUGUCCUGACCCAAUAGUAGGGCAAUGGUGCAGAUUGUUUUUUAUUUUAUUUUGUUUAUUUUUUUUUAAACAGGUCCAGGUCCGUGUGGACCUUUUGUAUCAGGAGGCCUGGGGCACAUGCCAGUUGAUACCAAGUCUUAAAAGGGGAAAAUACCUUUCUGGAAGAUUUUUUUUUUUUUUUCCACACUCGAGUGACACUAGCAACAAUCACUAUUGCCUGUUUUUGAAGAUAUAUAUAUUUUUAACUGCCUUUCUCUAAGCUGUACUCGAGACCACGAAAAACAAACGUCCAAAAACGUGUUUAAAAUCCAGAGGAUUGCCUGGCAGACUAGCUAGCUAGCCAACAAGUGCCCACUGUGUCCUCCACUGUGGGCAUAUACUGGGUCUUAUCGAUAGGACUAAUGUACCCCAGCUCAGAUGCAACUUUGUUUAGAUAAAAAGGCUGCUUCGAUCGUACAAAAUAACAGGGCCUGGGUGGAGAUGAGCUCUAAGAAACACAAAUCCUCUUUCUUAGGGUCCUGGCUAGAAUAUGCACAUGCUGGUUGAUAUACAUGUACAUCUGAAAUCCUGUGUAUGUAUAUAACUGGUUGUCUUUUUUUGUUUAUUUACCUUUACUUUGGUUUUCAGGCCUGAGUAACCCCCUGUUUCCUUCUCUCCAUAAAUUUACCUAGAUGAUAAAGCAUAAACAUAUCAAAAUUAUACAAAUUAAAAAACACAAAUACUUGAAUCAUAAGAAGCGCCAAUAAUGUAAUGUGAAAAUUUUUUUGUAAUUUUGUCAUUCAUACACUUCCAAGCUUUUUGAUAACAUCAGUUCAAACUGAACGAAAAAAAAAAAAACUUAGUUAAAAAAAACAAUAAAAACAAAAAAACAAAACAAAAAAAAAAACAACGCAAAGUGACAUCGGUUGUAUGUGAGUGUUUGCACAAGAUUGCGUGUACUGUAUGACGGAUGAAUGCGUUCAUUUGCCAGUGUGAGUGGGUUCAAACCAAUGUAUGCUAGUGAUUACAGUGGAUUUGUUUGCGCCUUUGUUUCAUUUUAAGCAUCUUAGAGUUUUUUUUUUUUUUUUCGUUUGUUGGCUAGUCAAAAAUAUAUUCGUAUGUGUAUUGUUAUCGUAUUUGUUAUUAGCUUUGUUAUUAGAGUUGCACUGAGUGUCUGCUUCCCCUCAUUCAGCUAAUUGUACAACAUGAUAUUAAAGUACUAAGGGGACAAGGUGACAAUUCAUGUGUUAAUGUUUACUCAAGGACUUAUUGAGAAAAAUAACAAGUGUGUUUUUUUUUCUUUUCUAUCUGUAAUACGAUUAUCUACCUUAUAGUGGCUUUUAUUGUGGAAUAAUCCAUGAUAAAGAAAUGGAUUAUUUUGAGUAUUGCACCAUUUUGUUUUUCAGAUUAUAAACAGAAAAAAUGCAAAAUACUAACAAAAAAAAAAGUAUAUAAAUAUAAAAUGUGGGGAUUUUUUUUUUCUCGAAGAACUGUGGCCAUAGAUCGAUGUAGAGGGACUUGUAACUCCCCAUGUUACACCAUGAUGAGCUGGAUAGACAUCUGGAGAAGAGUUUCUUACAAGACUCAUUUCAGAGGUGCCUACCUUUCUGGGUUUUUUUUGUUUGUUUGUUUUUUUGGUCGUUAAUGUUCAUACCUGUUCUAGUUUUUUUGUGCAAGGCCACAAACAGUUUACAAGCAUUUCAUGUUUUUCUGAAGUUCAAGGAAAAGAAAUUUUGCGGUGGGAUUGUUAUGAGAAGAGAAAAAUCUUAAAGGACAUAUACUUCCAUCAAAUGAAUAACAAAAACACUUUACAGAAUGAAGAUUAUUGUGCUACUUGCAGAACUCUGGGAUUGAUCAGUGUUGUCAUGUUUUUGUUUUUGCUUUUGUUUUAUUUAUGUUGGCUAUGUUACUUUCAUAGAUUAUCAAAGCCUGUAUUUUUUUUUUUUUUUCAAAGCAAAAAAACAUUUCCUUUGUUGAAAAAAAAAAAGAGAAAAGAAGAAGACAUAAAUGUUCACUAUCUUGCACACACAAAAAGUGGAUCAUGUCUCAGGAAGGCAAGGGUUCCAGAGUACCAACUCCACGCCAUUUAAUGUUCGUUUUUAGAGAAAGAGGAUAACAGAAAAAAAAAAAGAAAAAAAAACAUAAGCACUGAAGGUUAUGGAUUUCAGAAGAAGAAAAUACCUUUGUUUCUAAAUCCGUAGCAGUUACAUAUUUACCAAAUAAUGAACUCUUAAUGAACUUUAAAAAAUGGAGUGCUUUAUAUAUAAAUCUAUAUAUUGAAAUUGCUUUACAUUUUAAACAAAAUGAUCAAUGAUUUUGAUUGUUCAAAAGACGGUGAAAGAACAUACAAAUGCUGUAUGUUUGAAUCUUUAUUGUAUUUUCUUAACAUGAGGUCCCUUCCUGUUGAAAUCAGGACCAUUGUGCAUUACUAUUUCUUUCCUCUUUGUCAUUCUGUCUCUUGUGGCGGGUAUUACAUAAUGAGAAAUUAAAAAGAGGGGUUGGGGGGGCAGGGCUUCUGUAUCAAAUUGAUCUAUUUCGAGAGGAAAAAAAGCUGGUUUAUACGGAUCAUGAUCUAUGCACAAGGGGGUGGGCUUCUUAAAGCCUCUGUGACCCAUCUCUCAUUGGGAUUAGAGGGAUUCUUUCUGUGUCUUUUUAUUGUGCUCAUUUGCUCUGUUGUCUCCCUCCCCCACCGACCCCAUCUUAUUUCCCAUUAUCAUGUUUCUUACAUACAGUACAUCGCCAUGCUGUGUAUUCCUAAACCAAUGAACGUCUCAUUCUGAAGCACUGUGGGGGUUUUUUUGUAGCCCAUGACUUUCAAGGUUGUCUGUGUUCUGCGUGUGAGCGUGCGUGUGUGUGUGCGUGCGUGUGUGUGUGUGUGCGUGUGUGUGUGUGCGAGCGACCGAGUGUGUUUCUGGGAUGAGUGUGGAUGGAGAUACUGAGUUGCUUUUGCCUUUUGAUUUUAAAUGUUAAGGAAUAUGUCUGUACUGAGAUUUUAAGAAGUCAGUGGCUUUUAAUGUUUUUGUUUUCUCUCUCUUUCUCUCUCUUUUUCUCUCCUCAUAGAAUGUGAUUGUUGACAUGCACCGAAAAAAAAAAAAGUUUUGAACUAUGGAGCUUCUUUCAAAUUCAAUUAAUAAAUUGCAUUUUUGUUCUUGGCUGUAA
Molecule: messenger RNA, 22340 nt
Organism: Onychostoma macrolepis
Lineage: Eukaryota; Metazoa; Chordata; Actinopteri; Cypriniformes; Cyprinidae
Gene: tnrc6c1
Product: trinucleotide repeat containing adaptor 6C1
Exons: 20
Coding region: 10740-15932 (1730 amino acids)
Biological process (GO): miRNA-mediated post-transcriptional gene silencing; positive regulation of nuclear-transcribed mRNA poly(A) tail shortening
Cellular component (GO): P-body; nucleoplasm
Molecular function (GO): RNA binding; protein binding
Source: RefSeq, a predicted model, not a curated record